AUGGUUGGGCAGAUCUCUUACACUGAGGAGCAGAUCCUCUUCAUCCUGGAACAGACUCUCGCCAACGAGAAGCGCGACGUCAUCCUCCACGAGUACCAGAAGAAGUUUCACAAGUCUCUUUCCGUAUCGCAGCUCCGAUACGUUAAGUCCAAAUACGGCCAUGACCCUGAGUUUGGUACGGCGAUGGUCAAUCGCAAGCUCCCAAAGAACGGUGGCAACCGGAAGACAGCAAAACCGCCCUUGCAAGACACGUCCCAAAACUUGCCAUCAUUGGAGGAACAAGCGCAGUCGCAGCCACAAGACGAGGCCUUCCCACAAUACCAGUCGCAAGCCAGUGCCCCAGAGCUCUCUGGGACAUACUGGUUCGACCAGUAUGCCCCGACGGCAUACAAGACCCCUUACGGUUACCAGCCUGUUCUACACUACUACAACCAACUCUUAUAUCCCUCCACGGCGCAGAAGAGACAGCACGAAGAGUCUGUUAAGCUGCUUCCGGCUUUGACACCAAACCCGAAGCUCACAAGAGCAUGGCAUGAUCCCUCGUACUUGCCUGCUACUGUCCAUGAAACCGCCAGUGAGAGCGAGGCGAAGCGAACAAGACUGGAGCCGCAAGGAAACACUUUCACCCCGAUACCAACGGCUACACCAUCCCAGAUGCCCAUGAACGACCUUAUGUACCAAGCCAUGGAACAGAGUAGUACACACUCCUUCGACGUCGCCCAUCCUGAAAGACCCAUCACUCCUACAAACCCAACCGUGACGGGCAACGCCCUCUACACUGACGGUGACGAGAGCGAACUUUCGCCGUGCAGCCAAUUGAUUAAAGAGACAGACCCCGAAAACCGACCUGGAGAUCCCAUGCCGACGCCCCCGUCUCUCCAAAUGCCCCGGGAUUGGAACGACAACGCCUGCCCGAACGACACCUUAGCUCAGGAACCAGCAUCAAUGACAACUCCAAUGUCUACGGCAGUUCUCUCCCCGCCAACAUCUGCAGACGCGAGUCUCACGUUCUCGGAUACAAUUUGGAGUCAAUUCUUCGACGAGACAGAAUUCAGUCUCCAGAACAAUCACGAAGUCAGUUUUUCUCACUCUCCUCAGCUCUACGAGGCCUACGACCAGACGCUGGACCCGGCGUUCGACCAAGUCAUCGAAGAUACUUCACAGACACCAGCCGGAGAAUCCAUUGCCGAGACGGGAAUCAGUGGCUAUGGAUGGGCCGGCGAGAAUCAAGGUCAGUCUGCCUCUGCUGCAAUGACGGUACCGCAGCAGUUCGAUUUCAGCAAUGACGACAGUUUUUCCAGCAGCCUCGAAGACUUUGACUGGCGUGCUUGUUUCUCUCCUGGUAACCAGGCGUAG
Colletotrichum spaethianum is the source of this 1356-nucleotide messenger RNA. RefSeq lists its product as uncharacterized. Lineage: Eukaryota; Fungi; Ascomycota; Sordariomycetes; Glomerellales; Glomerellaceae. The transcript is spliced from 3 exons. Bases 1 to 1356 code for a protein of 451 amino acids. The record is from RefSeq and is a predicted model, not a curated record.